CUGCCUGCCUUGUUAUUGCUAAUGGCUCCAGCCUGCCCACCCCCGACCCCAGGUCCCUUUCCUGCAGAAAUUUGGGAGCCCUGGGUACCCUACAUUGUUCCCAAACUUUGUUUGGCUCCUAGCAACCUCGCCUAAAAGUGGAGAUCGGCAGCCCUCUUGUAGAGCACCAAAAAGCCUGGGUUCUAGGGACAGAGGCCUGAGCUGUGCCCCCACCCUCCAGGGAGGGCCCUUCAUGCCCUGGCUGCAGGGAGCAGUCACGUGUGGCCCCUUCAUUAGACCCUGCCAUAUAAGACAAGGGCAGGGGGUGGCUAGGAACUCUCCCAGCCAGGACCCAGCAAGCAGAGGCCAUGCUGACCGCAGUGCUGCUGAGCUGUGCCCUGCUGCUGGCACCACCUGCUGUGCAGGGGGCCCAGAUGGGCUUGGCUCCCCUGGAGGGCAUCAGAAGGCCUAACCAGGCCCUGUUCUCAGACCUCCCAGGCCUGGGCCUGCUACCCCCACUAAAGAGGACAACUACAGAACAGGCGGAGGCAGCUCAGCUGCAGGAGGCUGAAGCCUUGGCAGAGUUGCUAGACCCUGAAGGACGCGAGGCACGCUCCCCACGUCGCUGUGUACGGCUGCAAGAGUCCUGUCUGGGACACCAGGUACCAUGCUGCGACCCAUGUGCCACAUGCUACUGCCGUUUUUUCAACGCCUUCUGCUACUGCCGCAAGCUGGGUACUGCCACGAACCCCUGCAGCCGUACCUAGCUGGCGGACGUCGGGUCGGGGAUGGGACAAGGGGGCAUGAAUAAAGGAUGGGACCAACCACGAGGCUGUGGCGUUAUUUCGAAUGUGGCCGUCGGAAGGGAGACGUCAAAGCAGGGGUGGGUGUGCCGCCAAACCGAGAAACCACACACACCCCCUACCCCAGAGCCUGGGCUAAUUAACCCAUCUGAGUCACUUACCCCGUAAGCUCUUAGGGCGCCAGGUGCCACAGGCAGAAGCAGAGAAGGGCCGCGCUCCAGCCAUCCAGAAUCCCGUGCAGUAAAUGCUGGGAAGACCGGGUUGCAGCGCUGCACACAGGGGCUCUAACUCCCGGCUACAAACAAGCAUUAGACUCCAGGGCCUGCUUGCUGAUAACUCGAUGGGUGAACCCCAGCAAAGCCCGCCCUUUACAGAUCUUUAGUUUCCUCUAGAAGGGAGGCUGACUCAACAGUCUGAACUAUUUACAAGCAUAAAAAGCACCGCCCACUUUCAUCUUUACUCUG
Manis pentadactyla (Chinese pangolin) is the source of this 1246-nucleotide messenger RNA. RefSeq names its product agouti related neuropeptide (gene AGRP). The transcript has 4 exons. Gene Ontology annotation, molecular function: neuropeptide hormone activity; type 1 melanocortin receptor binding. Bases 348 to 746 code for a protein of 132 amino acids. Gene Ontology annotation, cellular component: extracellular region. Gene Ontology annotation, biological process: neuropeptide signaling pathway; hormone-mediated signaling pathway; adult feeding behavior. The record is from RefSeq and is a predicted model, not a curated record. Lineage: Eukaryota; Metazoa; Chordata; Mammalia; Pholidota; Manidae.